Rotaria socialis is the source of this 288-nucleotide messenger RNA. NCBI's taxonomy places the organism in Eukaryota, Metazoa, Rotifera, Eurotatoria, Philodinida, Philodinidae. The record is from the annotation of a GenBank genome assembly.
AUGAAUUCACGUGUCAUCUUCUUCUUAUGCUCGGUUGCUGUUUUCUUACUCAUGGUUUCAUCAUCUGUUGUCAUGGCUGAUGAUCAAUAUUAUCCGAAAGCCAGGAAAAUAUCGAACGGUGCCUGGCUGUCAGCUCAACAUUUUCAACCAUUGGACAAACGUGGUCGCUUCGUUUUUCGUGACGCAGCUAAUGCACAUCAUUAUGAUCCAAACAAUGAUUAUCGUUUCAUGAAUGAUGAUGCUCAAGAUGCUGACUCAAGUGUUGAUAAACGAAAUUGGCGAUUAUGA